This is a messenger RNA of Colius striatus (speckled mousebird), 1027 nucleotides long. RefSeq names its product KDEL endoplasmic reticulum protein retention receptor 2 (gene KDELR2). The transcript has 5 exons. The record is from RefSeq and is a predicted model, not a curated record. Gene Ontology annotation, cellular component: cis-Golgi network; endoplasmic reticulum; membrane. Gene Ontology annotation, biological process: endoplasmic reticulum to Golgi vesicle-mediated transport; protein retention in ER lumen. Lineage: Eukaryota; Metazoa; Chordata; Aves; Coliiformes; Coliidae. Bases 108 to 746 code for a protein of 212 amino acids. Gene Ontology annotation, molecular function: ER lumen protein retrieval receptor activity.
GUGGCUGUCUGGCCACGUCCCCGGGCCACGUCGCUCGGUGCCCGCUGAGCUUACGCCAUCUUCGCUUCCCGGCUCCGGGCUGCGCUGCCGCCUCUGCCGCCGCCGCCAUGAACAUCUUCCGCCUCACCGGGGACUUGUCCCACCUGGCGGCCAUCAUCAUCCUGCUGCUCAAGAUCUGGAAGAGCCGCUCCUGCGCGGGUAUUUCUGGGAAAAGCCAGCUUCUGUUUGCACUGGUCUUCACUACCCGUUAUCUGGACCUCUUCACUUCAUUCAUUUCAUUGUAUAACACAUCUAUGAAGCUUAUCUACAUUGCUUGCUCAUAUGCCACUGUGUAUCUGAUCUACAUGAAAUUUAAGGCCACCUAUGAUGGAAACCAUGAUACAUUCAGAGUGGAGUUCCUGAUAGUUCCUGUUGGUGGACUCUCAUUUCUUGUCAAUCAUGACUUCUCUCCUCUGGAGAUACUCUGGACCUUCUCCAUCUACCUUGAAUCAGUUGCUAUUCUCCCUCAACUUUUUAUGAUCAGCAAAACUGGGGAAGCAGAGACCAUCACUACUCACUAUCUUUUCUUCUUGGGUCUGUACCGUGCCUUGUACUUAGUCAACUGGAUUUGGCGCUACUAUUUUGAGGGAUUUUUUGACCUUAUAGCUGUUGUUGCUGGUGUGGUCCAGACAGUUCUUUACUGUGACUUCUUCUAUUUGUAUGUUACAAAAGUACUCAAGGGAAAGAAGCUCAGUUUGCCAGCGUAAGUGCCAAAAAACCCAUCACCAGCAUCUGUCCUUUUGGAUGCUUGGACAGAACAAUCCUUAUCACAAGCAAAGGCGAAGAUGCUUGAGACAGAAAGUCAGGAACACAGCUCUUUAUAGUGCAGGUAGUCAUCAGCGGCUCUGUAAGAACGGAGGAAAAACAACCAGCAGAUUUCUGUUUGAUGCAUCUUGCCUUUAUCUUUUUUAUUACUAUGUAUAAAGAUUUUUUACAUAAAGAAACUUAUACUGUAUUAAUAAAUUCAGUGUAUGGUUUCAAAUUGGAA